This is a messenger RNA of Lagopus muta (rock ptarmigan), 8323 nucleotides long. It is a transcript of the gene EFNB1, whose product is annotated as ephrin B1. Gene Ontology annotation, molecular function: ephrin receptor binding. Lineage: Eukaryota; Metazoa; Chordata; Aves; Galliformes; Phasianidae. The transcript has 5 exons. The record is from RefSeq and is a predicted model, not a curated record. Bases 4817 to 5740 code for a protein of 307 amino acids. Gene Ontology annotation, biological process: axon guidance; ephrin receptor signaling pathway. Gene Ontology annotation, cellular component: plasma membrane.
CGCUAACGAGGCAGAUCCGUCGUUAAUUCGGCUGCUGCGUCGGGGGGCGGGCAGGGAGCCAGUGUAGUGUUUAUCAUUAAAGGUAUUAGGAAUGAUCCCAGAGAAUUACAGACCGGGGGUGCAUUGCGAUGGAGCUGGUUAAAUGCCUGGAGGAAACGGGCUGGGCUGAUUAGCCUCGUGCCAUGGUGGGAACCACCUGCGGUUGGCGUUGGUGGAGCAUGUGAGCCGGUGGGCUGAGAUGGCUCCUAGCUUCUUUGCUAAGACUUGGGCUGUGGGCAGUGUUGCCUAAGAACUUGCUGGUGUGAGGGUUAAGGAUGGAGGCUGCUCCUGGGGCUCCGUGGCUGAAGGAUGGAUGGAGAGCAGGUGGUGGAAGGAAGCACAGAGGUGGGAUGGCGUGAAGGACCAGCGAGAAACACUGACUUUCUGUGGUCAUGCUUGGAGCCAAGGCCAAAGGAGCGACCACCCCACGAGGCUGCUUUGAGGCUUACCUGAGUCGCUGUGCUGUGUUCUCGUCGCCCCAUCGCAGAGCGGAUACUGCAGAAAUAGAAGAGGUCUGCAGAAGGGCAGUGGAAAUAAUUAUACAGAGAUUAGCAGGAAAAAAGAGAUCGAAGGCUGCACUUAGCGGAGACUAAGAAUAGAAGAGCACAUGAAAGAAGUGGGAUCUGAAAGUGUGAGGAUGGGGAAUCAUGUGCUCCUAUUUACCCUUCCUUGCAGUGACGAAGAACUCGACAAAUGGGAAGGUGACAGACAUGGAUGGGAGGUGGAGGAGAGCAGGGAACCGCUUUGCUCAAGUUGUAAUGAAUGUCCUUCCGUGGGAUAUCUCUGUUCCAAGAAGUUAGCGAGAGUCAAAAAGAAGAAAUUGGAUUGCAUUAGCACUAUAGAUUGAAAAAAUGAGGUUGUAUGGACCUGGACCCUCCUGCUUCUACCAUGGCCUGGUAGCUGGAUAGGAACCUGGAUGUAUUGGUGUUCCAGUACCUUGCUGCUGCUCCUGCACCUCUCUGGGAUGGAUGUGGACUGCUGGAGGCUGCCUGUAUGGGCAGGAGGGCUCUUCUUGGGCAGAGAGCUCCUCGGCUGUGACGUGGUGGUGGUGUGGGCUCCUGAAAAGCAAGUGGGAACAAGGCAGGCAGCAGAGGGCUUCUGCUUCUGGCUGUGGUUGGACACCAGUGAAGCCCUCAUGUGUUUUAUACGCUGCAUGAAUGCUUUUUGGGACUUUUUCCAUGGAGUCUCCAGCUCUUUUCCUCAACCACUUCAUCUUACAGAACCGCUGGCUGCUUCCUGGAGCACAUGUCUGAGCCCCGGGGACCUACGGGAGCCCUGGGGAUGGUGUAGCCCCCAAAUAACCUCCAGAGCAAGCCCAUAUGCUGUGUUAGGAGGGUAGGUUCUCCUGACGUGGUCCUCAGCUCCUGAAGGUCUAGCAGGACCCGUGGCUCUUGCACAGCAGUAAAUGCCACAUCUAAAUGGCUGUUUGCUGCUCUCUGCUCGCAGCAUGUCACUGUGCCAGGCCCUCCUGCAGCCCUGGCUGCUAAGAGUACAUGUCCUCCUUGCAAGAUGGUUAUUUCUGGGUUUCUUUGAAGAAAACAGCAUUCAGCAUAUGUCACCUUGUAUGUAUGUCAGAAUUCAUGCUUCAGAGUAUCUUAUCCAAGGAGGGGGUAGCUGUUCUGUGUUGUUCUGUUUUCUGCAAAGCCUGAAAUACAGUAAGAGCUACGUUUUGUUCUUCAGACACAGGGAAAUGUGAUGCCUGCCCCAGAGGUUUUGUAGUUCUCAUGGCACAAUAAGUACCUGGGCUGGGAGAUAGGUUGUUUGAAAGCAUGUUAACCCGUUCUUUAAAUUAUGUGCAUAUUUACCAGUUUCCCGUGUGCUGACACAGACUGGCGGAGCUGUGAUGCUUCAGUGUGGAACCAGGGUGAGGAGCAGCAGGCACUGCGGGAUGUGUCUUCCUUUGCUUGAGGAGCAUUCUGGGGUACAGAGGGUACAGAGUCCUGUAAACUGACUUGAGUGCAGCCUGGCGCAACAAAGGCCGCAGAAAUCCCCCCGAGUAACCCAGCGGCAUAUUUUGAGAGAUUAUCCCUUAUCACUCUGGUCCUUUUCCUCUCCAAUUAAAUCCCCUUUGCGAUGCCAGUGCAGCCGUGCCUGACACCAGACGCUGUGCAAGCUGGGGAGCACGGAACCUGUGUCACUGCGCUGGUCCCACUUGUUGCACCCUUGUCGCUUUGUCGGCUCCCGCUGGCUGGGGGCUCAGGGGUUGUCCCUUUGGUUCCAUCCACACUGGGGCAUGGGGCUCCCCCAGCAACCCUGAGUCCCUGGCUGGGUGGGGGACUGCCCCCCGCUUGGGUUUCUCAGCUCAGGCAUCUCCGGCUUGCAGGGGCUGGCUGCCAACAGAGCUCCCCUUGUUUACCCAACUCGGAGGAAUCGGUUUACAAGGCUCACAAAUACCCUUUUCACCUUUCCCAUCAGAAAACACCUCCCGAAACAAUGAGGAAAUUGGACGCUGCCACCUGAUAGCUCCCUAGGAACCUGCAGGGCCAGGAAUUUGUGGGGCUGCGGGGCCGGCCGGUGCGCGGGGCUGCACACCCGGGAUGCAGCACUGGGAGCCCGACUGGGUCUGUGGGUGGCAAUGCCAGUGCCACCAGCAUCACCCUGAUGUGGUGAGCCCGCUGGGAAUGAAAGUGACUCAAGUAGCUGCAGUUAAUCUUUCCCACCGCGUCUGACGCCGGAAGAAAGGAUGUGGAGAUGUUUUCCAUGAGCUGUUAACUCGUGGUGGUUACAAAUACUCCAUGAAUCGAAGCAGAAAUGUCCUCCUUGUCCCAAAGUGGGGCAUGUGGGGAGGCUGUGCGCUCCGUGAGAGGCGCUGGGUUGCAGGGACGGAUGGAGCUGAGCUCGAGCCAACCGUGUGGCCGUCAGCCUGCCUGCAGCAGCGCUGCGCUCGGGGGUGACAAAGCCCUUCAGCUGUCUCCUGCGGCUGCGAGGCUCGAUCUCAUGAAGCACUUGAGAUUUCCAGAUAAAAAGGAGGCCCAGCUGAGCUGAGCAGAGCACGCUUCCCGAUUUGCAUCGGCUUUAAGUGCCUGCCGCUGGUUUCGUAGCGACUUGAACGGCUCCAGCCUUUAGACUUGGGAGGUCCUUGGGGAAGAAGCAUCCCAGCGCGUGCAGCAGCCCGUGCUUCUCCAGCCCAGCAGCGGCUUUGCUUUCUUUCUUGCGUGUUUGACCCCAGCAAAUGCAGCGUGUGCAGGAUGGGCACCUCGCAUGCUUGUGCUGGAGCCAGUGCAAGACGCGAGAGCGUUCCUGUGGGGUGCUGGGAGAGCAGAGGGGAGCAGAGGGUGACAGGGCUGCCUGGUUCUGCUGCCCUUGAAACCAUCGUGCUGUGAUUUGCACAGAAGAGCAGGGCUGGCUGGAGGUUUUGGGUGGCAAAGGUGCUGGGGAAGGUGCUGCAGGCUGUGUGCUGCCCGCUCCAUUCCCAUCCCAUCCCUGCCGCGGGGUCCGCUCAUCCCCAGUGCUGGCUGUAGCUGUCUGAGGCUGGGACAUAAGUAGGUUAUUGCUUUGAGCAACAGCCAUCCUCCUUCUCAGUGCUUCACCAGUCUGCCGUAUCCUAAUUUAAGUUGUCUAAUACAGUGCAUGUCUCGAGCCGCAUCCCCGAGUGCUUUAUUAUGCAGAUGUCAGUCACAGUUUCAUCCUUAAGGUUGAAUUGAAUUUCAUUCCACUCCCCCCCGUAAAGCAGGGAAAUCAUUCUCUGUAUGGAUGAGGAAUACAGCAGAUCCUCCCCAAAACUACAGUAUGUGCUCUCAGGGCUCACUGAGUUUCCCUUUUAAUUUAAAAGUAAUUUGUUCAUUCUUUCCAGUUAACAUCAAUUUGGAGAUGUGUCCUUGUAAGGAUGAGUCACCUCGUGCCAGGAGUUUGAGCCUUUUUUUGCCUUCAGAGACCCUUUUAAAGUAAAAUUUCUCAUGUGCCGAACUUGCUCUAAUAAUGUCCAAGGGUGACCUCUCCAAGUGCUUGGUGCUUUUCUCUUGGCUGUUCUUGUGAGGAAUGGUGCUCUUCACCUUUUUCGCCCAAUGGGAGGAUAGCUGCCACAAGCCAGUGCUUGCAAAACACCUCCAAAUGUGAGGGGGAAAGCCUUGAUGUGUCGUUAAGGGUUCAGAGAAAUGAGGAGCUGUUUUGAAGGUACUUUCAGGGGUUUCCUGUCACUGCUAAGGCUGAAGAGCCUUUUCACUUGGAGGCUUUUAGAGAAGAGGAGCACGCCAAGGGGGAAACGGAGGAGAAAACAUCUGUGGGGCCGUGGGAUGACAGUGACAGAGUGCUGCGUGCGGCGACGGUGAAUGGUUCUUGGUGCUGGUGUAGAAAGCCUGGAAAAUAUUCCUGGGCUGAUGCCCAGGCAGAAGCUGUGUGCUUCUGAAGUUGAGAUGGAGCGUUCGUGUUCAGAAAAUUGGUUGUGAUUUUGUCCUUGAAAACAAAUGCAACGGUCGUUUCUGAGCUUUGUGAGAUUAGGGUACGCCAACAGGGAGCUGCGCUUGGAUGUUCUCAGCGGCGUUCCUUUAUCGUCUCCCUCCCUCCCCACGUUUUCCCGUCCUGCUGCGCUCAGAAAUUGGCGUGACCCGACCCAGAGCCGCGGGGAUGGCAUGCGGGCUGUGCUGGCACUGCUGGGAGGUGGAUGGGAGCCCUCUGCCCUGGCUCCGGAGUCGCGAGACAUCUGCUCGACUUGUUUGCGGCUUCCUGUUUGGCAUCUUUUGGGCAGAAGGGAGCUGGCAGAGGCUGAAGGAGGGAAUUUGAGUCACUCGGGAGCCCUUUGCCAGAAAGCGUCUGACUCAGCCCAACUGCGGAGAAAUGAAUGUGGGAUCCAGCUGCCUCGCAGGGUGGGAACCUAUUCAUGAGUGGGAAAGGGUUGGUCAUCUACCCGGAGAUUGGGGACAAACUGGACAUUAUCUGCCCCAAGGCGGAGCCGUCCAAGCCUUACGAGUACUACAAGCUGUACCUGGUGAAAAAGGAUCAGGCAGAUGCCUGCAGCACUGUCAUGGACCCCAACGUGCUGGUGACGUGCAACCGGCCCGAGCAGGAGAUCCGCUUCACCAUCAAGUUUCAGGAGUUCAGCCCCAACUACAUGGGCCUGGAGUUCAAGCGGCAGCAGGAUUACUUCAUCACAUCCACCUCUAAUGGGACACUGGAUGGCCUGGAGAACCGGGAAGGAGGGGUCUGCCAGACGCGCUCCAUGAAGAUCGUCAUGAAAGUGGGGCAGGAUCCAAACGCGGUGAUCCCGGAGCAGCUGACGACGAGUCGGCCCAGCAAGGAGGCAGACAACACCGUGAAAAUUGUGACACAGAGCCCACGCCACAAAGUCCCCACGGUGGAGGAGCCUGGCAAGCCAGGCUCCGUCAACCAAAACGGCCAGGAGACCCAAGGUCCCAGCGACGGGUUCUUGAGCUCCAAGGUCGCCGUUUUUGCCGCCAUCGGUGCAGGCUGCGUCAUCUUCAUCCUCAUCAUCAUCUUCCUCGUCGUCCUCCUGAUCAAGAUCCGCAAGCGGCACCGGAAGCACACGCAGCAGCGGGCCGCAGCCUUGUCCCUCAGCACCUUGGCCAGCCCCAAAUGCAGCGGGAACGCCGGCUCAGAGCCCAGCGACAUCAUCAUCCCCUUACGGACUACAGAGAACAACUACUGCCCGCACUACGAGAAGGUGAGCGGGGACUACGGGCACCCCGUCUACAUCGUGCAGGAGAUGCCCCCUCAGAGCCCAGCCAACAUUUACUACAAGGUGUGAGGAGCAGCCUGGGCACGCCACGCAGGAGCGCCCGAUGGGGCCGGCGGCGGGAGGCAGCGUGGUGCCCGGCCGCGGCACGGCGCGGGAGCGCAGGGGUCUGGCGCCUGGCAGCGCCGUGCUCACCCGUGCGCUGCCUCUCCCUCUUUGUAUUUAGUUUUGUAGUUCUCAGCUUUUGUAAUCCCAAGACUUUGAGGGUGAGCCGCCAGCAUCCUCCUCUCCUGCUCGGACUGUGGCUGCAGCGCGCGCUCUGCCUUCCCGCGCCCGCCUGCGUGCCUCCGGCACCCGCGGACUCCCACCUCCCCUUCUGCACUUUGGGAUUUGCCCUCGUCGCCUCCACGCCAAGUGCCCGUGCGGGGGGCCUGGGAGCUGCGACGGACGCCGAGAAGAGCAGCGAGGAGCCCUGGGAGGAGGAGGAUGCUUCGCCCAGGUGCCGAGAUGCAGAGAACUGUGCAGGGAGGAAGCUGGCAAACCCGAUUUACUACUACUACUAUUAUUAUUAUUAUAAUUAUUUUAAUUUUUUUGUAACAUUUUUAUUUUUGUGAAUCGUGGCGGGACCCCCCCGCCCUGGGCACAUGCCACAGCCUCCUUCCAGCACGCCGUCCUGCUGGCGCAGGCAGAUCCGCCGCUGCCGUUUUAAACUUUUGUGUUCGUAGCUGUUGACUCUUGUUUUAGUCUCUUUAUAAAAAGAAAGAAAGAAAAAAAAAAAAAAAUCACAUAAAUGAUGUCUCAAGCAUUCAGCGCGUGGGGCUGCGAGCACUCCUUCUGCCUGUGGAGCAGCAGCAAUCCUGGGCAUCCCCAGGGCAUCCUCCUGCCCAGGGCUCCGGGCAGUGCGGGGCAGAGGAAGGCCCCGUGCAGGUUCCCAUCAGGCUGGGACUGCUGGAAGCAAAAUGUGGAGCAGCUGGGGGUGGAGGGAGGGCAGGGCUGGCAGCACAUCCCUUGUCACCGCUCCCGUCCCAGAGCUGGGGCUGCAGGUGGCUGGCCCGGGGUGCAGCCCUGCAGCGCUUCUCCUUGGAAAGCAAAACUGGAAAACAAUCAUACAGGACAUUGCCAGGAGCAAGCUGAUGUCUGGGUCACCAUCCAUCCAUCCUUCCAUCCAUCUUUCCAUUCAUCCAUCCAGGCAGGGCUGCUCGCCCUCGGGGAGCUUCACCCCCCUCCUUGUCACCUCAGCCUCAUCGUGCCCUGGCUCAUGUUUGCAGGGGAGGUAUUGCGGUGCCGCAGCGCUCAGUGCUCCAUGUGCAGCCAUCCCGCAGCCUCUGAUGCAGUUUCUCCAAGCCCAGCCCCCCUGGUUGCUCACCCAGCCCCUCCAUCACACUGCGCUGUGCCGCUGCCUGGCCCAUCUCAUGCCCUGAAGUGGAAGGGCUGAGCUUUGGGCUGUCCUGGUGGGACGCUCCCAGCUCUCUGCCACCCUGGAUGCACACUGGGGCCGGCGAUAACAGCCCUGUGCCCUGCCCUUCUCAGCCCUCGCGUUCCUUUUUCCUUUCAGAAGUAGCUGCUUUUGCUCAGGGAGUGAGUGUGGGGCGAGGGGGGGCUGCUGCCUGCCGUGUGCCCCCGGCCCCGCUUCUCGCCCUGCCCCGGGCACGUGCCUGCGGCUCCAAACCGGGCUGCAAAGUGCCCAAAGAGCGAGAGAGCUGCUCUGCCAAAGUGCCUUGAUGAGGAGAGGGCCGGGGUGGCAGGAGGGGGCAGCCCCGCGGUGCCAUCGGGGAGGGGCUGGGGCAGGAGUGCAGUCCUGAGCGGAGCGUUCCUUUGUGUUGCUUUGGUUGUGUUGUUUUGAGGUCGGGAUGGAGCAGUGCGGGCGGCCCCAGCUCUGCUCCCCUCCUCUGUGUGAGCAUCCCUCUCUCCUCACCCUCCCACAGAACGCCCUCCAGACCCCCUCAGCCCUUUGCCUUCCCCUAUGGGUGUCUAUGCAGAUGCUGCGCUGCGCCGGCGCUGCCCCAGGCUGUGGGCUCUGCUCUCCAUCGCGGUAAAUUGUGUCUUAAAAAAAAAUAAUAAUAAUAAUUUAAAGCAAAGCCCUGAAAUUCCCCCCAAAAUAACGGUAUGGAAGUCCCCAGGGGCUGUGGCAGCAGGGAGGGAGGCGAUGUAUAGAGGGAAGGGCUGGGUGAGGAGCCCCAUGCCAAAACCCGACGGCCGCGUCCUCACGGCGAUCACCGAGCAGCCGCAUCCCCUCUGCAGCUCCGUGGUGUGGGUGGAGAUGGGCAGACCUUGUAAAUAGGUGUGCAGGAGCGGGGAGUGGAGCUUUUGGGUCUGGCUGAGCCCUCAGUGCUGUGCCCUGGCACACGGCGUCCCUUUCUGCUGCUCGCUGUGAGCGCUGCGCUUGGUUUUGGGUUGUUGGUAUUUCGGUUUUUGUUUCUGGUUUUUGUUCCCCCCCCCCCCCCCCCCCCCGUUGUUGUUUCCUUUUUGUUUCGUUUGGUUCGUGUAAAUAGUAGUCUUUUUUGGAAGAAAUAAUGUAAAGAUGUUUUGUAUAAACUCUGAAUUAUUUUCUGGUUGCUUUUUCUUAGAAAAAAAACAAACAAACAAACAAACAAAAAAAGAGAAGUAAAAAAAAAAAAGGAAAAAAAAAAAGGAAAAAAAAAAAAAAAAGAAAAU